This is a messenger RNA of Aspergillus chevalieri, 198 nucleotides long. RefSeq lists its product as uncharacterized. Bases 1 to 198 code for a protein of 65 amino acids. NCBI's taxonomy places the organism in Eukaryota, Fungi, Ascomycota, Eurotiomycetes, Eurotiales, Aspergillaceae. The record is from RefSeq and is a predicted model, not a curated record. The transcript is spliced from 2 exons.
AUGCGUCUCUUUGCUCUCGCCGCAGUGAUUUGCUUUAUAUACUGGUUCAAGAGGUGGGUUGACAAAAAGUCGCAUCCCGUCCAAUCUGCCAAACAGGACCAGGACACUCAGCAGGACAGCAGCUUCAAGCGAUUUUCGCCAUUCAGGAAUAAGAGAAGUGAGUUAUCCCCCAAGGCCUUUCAGAUUGUACAAUUCUAA